Messenger RNA from Polistes canadensis, 2214 nucleotides. RefSeq lists its product as uncharacterized. NCBI's taxonomy places the organism in Eukaryota, Metazoa, Arthropoda, Insecta, Hymenoptera, Vespidae. The record is from RefSeq and is a predicted model, not a curated record. Bases 198 to 2000 code for a protein of 600 amino acids. Gene Ontology annotation, cellular component: cytosol; nucleus. The transcript has 8 exons. Gene Ontology annotation, molecular function: RNA 7-methylguanosine cap binding; mRNA binding.
GGUUGUUCGUUUCGAUGGCGAAUUUGUACGCGUCAGUUCGUGUCGUAGUUUGUGGUUCUUCUUAUUUGUGUAAAUCAUAACCUAUUUACUUAAAUAAUUUUCUAAUUUCAUAUAUUUUACCAAUUAUUUAUUGUCCUUAUUAUCUAAUAAGGAUCAUUUUAUGUUUUCAAAUAUAAAGAAAGUUCACUGUGUAUAAUAUGGAGGUGAUUGAAGAACUCGUUGAUGUUGAAAUGACCCUGGAACAGGAAUCUGGAACGAAUGAUUUUUUGGAAGCCAGUGGGAAACUUAAUCAUUUGAACAAUUCUAAUACUUCAGAGUUUUCUGAAAGUCGUUAUGAGAAUCGUGCUGGAACGUUUACAACUGGUAUUGAUAUAUUUAGUAAAGAAGAAAAAUUAAAAAUGGAAGAAAGAGCUAAACGUUUUGGAUUGUCCAAAAACUUUUUAUCUAAUUACGAACAAGAUUUAUAUACUAGCAUGGGGAUAGGAGAAGAUAAUGAGAAUACACGAAAUAUUAGAUUAAAUGUGAUACACAUGAGAGGAACCGAAGACAUGAGUACGAAGGACGUUUUUAAAUAUUUUGAAGAUUAUGCUCCGGCAUCUAUUGAAUGGAUAAACGACGUAUCAUGUAAUGUUGUAUGGCUUGACAAUGCAUCGGCAGCUAGAGCCAUGUUAGGAUUAUCAAAACGUAUUGUAGGUAUUACUGAUAAACCGUUAAGUAACAAAAGUAAUACAAAUACAGUAGAUUCUGUCUCUAACGAAGACUGCAUUAUGGAAGUUGAAUAUGACAGUUCAUCCGAUAAAGAAACUGAUGAAAAGAAAAAUACAAAUGAAAUAAAUAUCAAGGAUAUCGAUUAUCCUUUACCACCAGGAAUAUGGAGGAAAGGUGUUGAUUGUCCUAAAUCUAGAAGAAUAUUUUUACGAUUUGCUACAAGAUCUGAUAAGAAACAACCUAAUGCAGAGAAGAUGAGUGAAUAUUAUAAAAAACAUGGUAAUCCUAAUUUUGGAGGAAUAAAAGGAAUAUUGACGGAAUCUCGUAAAAGAUUGUACAAACAAAUAAAACAGAAUAGAAGAAAGUUGUCGGAAGGAGAAGAAGAAGUAGAAGAAGAGGCAGAAGAAGAAGAAAAUGGCACAUCUGGAAAUCGCAUGAAAAAUCCUUGGGGUGCUCUAUCCCAGUCUUGGGGAAUUAAUGAUUCUGUUGAAAAUGAUUUUAACGUAAAGAAUAAUUACAAGGAACAAGGACGAAAUAUAAAGGAAAGGCUUGGAGUUAAAUUUCCUUCUAAAAGUACAGCACGGGUUGAAGAAAGUAAUAGUAGUGCUAAUGAUAGUGAUAGCGAAGAAGAAUGGUGCAAAAGAAGUAAAGUAUUGCGUAUGCGAAUGCAUGCAGAUGACGAAGAGAAAAAAAUUCAUAAAAGACGUGCUAAGCUCAAAACUCAGAUGCUCUUGAAUAGUAUGUCAAGUGGAAAUGAUUUGCGAUUGAGACUUGGCAGACCGUCAAUCAAGCCAACGCGAUUUCCCGAUGCGAUACAAGUUGUUGUUACAAACAAUAAUGCCACAAGAUUGAAUUCUUCGAAACCAAGCGAUUCUGAGGAAGAGGAUGGUGAAAUUGUAGAGGAUAUUCAAGUUGAAGAGAAAGAAGAGGGUGAAUGGCAAGAUACGGAAGAAGAAAAUACAGAAGCCGAAGAGAAGGAAGAAAAUGAGAUUGAUAGUGAAGAUAGUGAUUUAGAAGCUAAAGAAGUACAAGGACCGAAGGGAAGCGUAAUUAAAGUAGUUCAACAUAAGCCACGUGUUGCAUCUACAGUUUGGUCGAGAUUAAAUAAUGUAAAAAGUGUGGUUAACAGCAAUAGUUUAAAGGAAAGACAACAAAGAGGUCGAGAUUUGAGAGAUACGUUAAAAAGUGGAGAUCUACGUUCGCGAAUUGGAAAUCAUACGAGAGGACGUUCGCAGCUAAGGAUAGAAGUGAAAAAUGAUAAAUAUACAGAAGAUGGAAACGAUUUUAAGUGAACAGUUGCAUUUGUCGACCUGUGAUUUUUUUUUUUAAAAUGUCAUUACAAAAUGAAAGAUUUUAUAACUAUACUAUAUAGGAACUAAAAGGGUUGUGUAUUGUGAAAACAGAUUCAUGUCAGCAUAUACAUAUAAAUUUAAACAUUAUACAUAUGUUCUUAUGUAACAUACAGCGAUCAAUUGAAUGUUUAUGAACUGUCUAAAAAAGAUAUAU